This is a messenger RNA of Sphaeramia orbicularis (orbiculate cardinalfish), 4485 nucleotides long. RefSeq names its product contactin-associated protein-like 4. The record is from RefSeq and is a predicted model, not a curated record. Lineage: Eukaryota; Metazoa; Chordata; Actinopteri; Kurtiformes; Apogonidae. The coding region runs from base 1 to 4008 and encodes 1335 amino acids. The transcript has 24 exons.
AUGGAGAAAAAUAUAUCUCCUCGUCUGUCUGAUAUUGUGGUCUCAGCAGCAGAUGCUCAGCUCGUCUCUAAACCACUCAGCCUCAUGCCACAAAAACUCAAAACAACAAUAAAACACCAGGACGUCUCUGCCCACAUCAAAACACUCCUGUGUGUGUGUGACAGCCCGCUGGUGUCCGGUCUGCCGCCAUCGUCCUUCAGGAGCUCGUCUCAGCUGUCCGUCAGCCAUGCACCGGGCUUCGCCAAACUCAACAGAAGAGAAGGAGCUGGAGGUUGGUCCCCCCUCACCUCAGACAGGUAUCAGUGGUUGGAGGUCGACCUCGGGGAGCGGACCAAGAUCACAGCUGUAGCCACACAAGGACGCUACGGCAGCUCUGAUUGGCUGUCGUCCUACCUGCUGAUGUUCAGCGACACUGGACACAACUGGAAACAGUACAGACAGGAGGACAGCAUAGGGUCUUUUCCAGGUAACAGUAAUGCUGACAGCGUGGUGCAGUACAAGCUGCGACAGCCGGCGGUGGCUCGCUUCCUCCGCCUCAUUCCUCUGGACUGGAAUCCCAACGGGCGGAUCGGACUGCGGCUGGAGACCUACGGCUGUCCUUACACCUCAGAUGUGAUGAGUUUGGACGGCAGCAGCGCCGGUCUGGUCUACAGAGGGAGUCCUGAGUCCAGACAGACGUCAACAGAGGUCAUCUCUGUGGAGUUUAAAACCCAGAGGAAUUCUGGGAUGCUGCUCCACGCUGAGGGACAGGAAGGACACGGUCUGAGUCUGGAGUUGGACAGAGGGAAGCUGCUGCUGCUGUUCACACAAGGUGGGGGUUCCUCCUCUGACCCUCAGCGUCUGGCGUCCCUGGGCAGUCUGUUAGACGACCAACACUGGCACCAUGUGAAAAUGGAGCGCCGAGGCUUUCACCUCAACCUGACAGUGGACAAACACACCGAGAGGGUUCAGAUCCCAGCAGAGUUCAGCCAGUGGGACGUCCAACAGCUGAGUGUCGGAGCAGCCCACAGCCUCAGUUCACAUCCUCCAUCCGUCUCCAAGAAGAAUUUUCACGUUUGCCUGGAAAACCUGCUCUUCAGAGGCCUGAACUUGAUCGGAUUGGCUAAAAACAACGAUCAGCAUGUUAGCAUCGUGGGCAAUGUGACCUUUUCUUGUGCUGAGUCGGUUUCCGUUGCCGUGACGUUCCCCGGUCCCCGGAGCUUCCUCCAGUUGCCGGUCGUUACGGCGUCCUCACCGGGGGGCGUGUCCGUCGGAUUCCAGUUCCGAACAUGGAACAAGGCGGGGCUUCUGUUCACCUUUGACCUCCCUCAGCAGGGGGGCGUGGUCUGGUUGUACCUGAGCGACGCCCGGCUGCGGCUGCAGAUCCAUAAGGCCGGCAGAGCGCUGCUGGAGCUCACCGCAGGUUCUGGUCUGAAUGAUGGUCAGUGGCAUUCAGUGGAGCUAACGUCCAGACGAGGCCACCUGACCGUCACAGUGGACAAAGAGGAAGGAGGCACCGCAACCGCCAACCCCACAUUUCCUGUCGCCAUAGACAGUCAGAUAUUCUUUGGUGGGUGUCCUUCUGAAGACGACACUAAGGAGUGCAGAAACCCUUUUAACAUCUUCCAGGGCUGUAUGUCUCAUCUGACUCUAAACAACCUAGACGUGGACCUGAUCAGGGUCCAGAGAAAACAACUGGGAAACUACAGUAACGUCCAGAUCGACAUGUGUGGAAUCAUUGACAGGUGUUCUCCCAGUCGCUGUGAACAUGGUGGACGUUGCAGUCAGUCCUGGACCGUUUUCCACUGCAACUGCUCAGGCAGCGGCUACACCGGAGCGACCUGCCACAGCUCUGUGUAUGAACAGUCGUGCGAGGCGUACAAACACAAUGGUAACACAUCUGGACAUUUCUACGUGGACGUGGAUGGCAGCGGGCCCAUCAAACCCCAGCUGGUCUACUGCAACAUGACAGAGGACAACACGUGGAUGGUGAUCCAGCACAACAACACUGAGACGACCCGAAUCCGAGCGUCUCCGGGGGUGAACCAGUACUCGGUCCACUUCCACUACCCCACGGAGGAGGAGCAGCUGUCGGCCAUCAUCAGCCAAUCAGAGCACUGCCAACAGGAGCUGUCCUACCACUGCAAGAAGUCCCGCCUCCUCAACACUCCAGAGGGUUCUCCGUUCAGCUGGUGGUUCGGCGGUCCCGGUUCCGGUCAUCCUCAGACCUACUGGGGCGGAGCUCAGCCAGGCAGCCAACAGUGUUCCUGUGGUCUCCAUGGCGACUGCGUGGACCCACAACACUACUGCAACUGCGACGCCGACCGCAGCCAGUGGACUGAAGACUCUGGUCUGCUCACCCAUAAGGCGAGCCUCCCUGUCCGCUCCCUGGUUCUGGGGGACGUCCACAGGCCCGGCUCAGAGGCCGCCUACAGGGUGGGGCCCCUCAGCUGUCGUGGAGACAAAAACUUCUGGAACGCUGCCUUUUUCGACAAAGAGACGUCUUACCUGCACUUUCCCACCUUCCACGGAGAGCUGAGUGCAGACAUCUCCUUCAUGUUUAAAACCACAUCUUCCUCUGGAGUGUUUCUGGAAAACCUGGGCAUCAAAGACUUCAUCCGCAUUGAACUGAGCUCCUCCACUCAGGUGCUUUUCUCCUUCGACGUGGGAAACGGUCCUCUGGAGGUUCACGUCAAUUCCAGCGUCCCGCUGAACGACAACAGGUGGCAUCGCGUUCGCGCUGAACGGAACGUCAAAGAGGCGUCGCUGAGGCUGGACCAUUUUCCCGCCGCCACGCAGGAAGCUCCUGCUGACGGACACUUCCACCUGCAGCUCAACAGCCAGCUCUUCAUAGGGGGAACUGCGUCCAGACAGAAGGGCUUCCGGGGCUGCAUUCGCUCUCUGCAGCUGAACGGUGUCACCCUGGACCUGGAGGAGAGGGCCCAGAUCACCCCUGGGGUCCGGCCCGGCUGCCCGGGUCACUGCAGCAGCUACGGGUCGCUGUGUCAGAACCAGGGCCGCUGCGUGGAGAGAGACAACGGGUUCCAGUGCCACUGUGGGCCGUCGGCGUAUACGGGGGUGUUCUGUACCACAGAGGUGUCGGCUAGUUUCAAGGCGGGGACGUCCGUCAGCUACACCUUCAAGGAGCCGUAUGAGCUGAUGAGGAACAACAGCGCCCUCCCAUCCUCCAUCUACUCCGACAUGACCCUGAAAGGAGAGAACGUGUCCCUGAGCUUCAGGACCUUCCAGAGUCCGGCUCUGCUGCUCUACGUCAGCUCCUACUACAGAGAGUACCUGGCUCUGCUCGUCAACAAACACGAUAAGAUGGAGGUGAGAUAUAAGCUGGACAGCAGCGGAGACGCCGAGGUGUUGAAGAGCAGAGUGAGGGGCGUGGCCAACGGACAGCUGCACUCAGUGAGCAUCAGGAGGACGGCCCACGCUGUGUCUGUGCAGAUUGACCAGAACCACAGAGAAGACUUUAACCUGACAUCUGAUGGAGAAUUCAACGCAGUUAAGUCAUUGGUGUUGGGCAAAGUGCAGGAUUCAGAGGAGUUGGAUCCAGACCUGAGCAGACUGGCGUCUCUGGGUUUCACCGGCUGUCUGUCUGUGGUCCACUUCAACUCCAUCAGUCCUCUGAAAGCCGCUCUGCUCCACCCGGACACCAGCCCCGUGGUCAUCUCCGGACCUUUAGUCCAAUCCAACUGUGGCUCAUCUGCUUCAGCCAACCCCUACGCAGCCGUAAACACACACCACCUAUCAGACCAGUCUGGUUCUCUGGGUACAGGCCAACCUUUAGUCAAUGCCAUCAGGACGGACUCCGCUCUGAUUGGAGGUGUCAUCGCUGUGGUCAUUUUUGUGAUCGUCACCGCUCUGGCCGUAACAGCCAGGUUCCUGUACCGCAGAAAAGAGACGUACCGGAACCGAGAAGUGAAGGGGGUCAAACAGGAGGACAGCCAAGACUUCCCCUUCGACACCCAGGCCGACUCGCAGAACGUGUCCGGCGAAAACCCAAAGGAGUAUUUCAUUUAAGCAGGAGGAGUGGGACGUCCUGAUGAGCCGGAGGUGACGAAGCCCAGGGGAAGGGGGCGCUGUCCGGCCUCAUGUCCACUGUCCGGCCUCAUGUCCACUGUCCGGCCACAUGUCCACCCUUUCCACUGCAGUCAGAACCAGGGCAGACUCUGCAGAAACCACUGGGUUCAUGUGGAAGACAAACAAAAGAACAAUACACGGUGUUGUCUGUCUGUCUGUCGCUUUAAUGUAAAUUGUGAAUACUCCUGAUUCCAACGGGGGCAGCAGAAGUUGGACUCAAAAGGGUUGAUUUCUCGUUUCAGUGGCUGUAAAUAUUUAAAAAUGUAAAUGUUGAAUUCAUGUAUUUGUAACGAUCUCUGGCUAAUGUCACUUUGUCGAUCUGCAGUGGUGGAUAUAAUGGAGGUCUGGGUGUGUAGAAGCCAGUAAUGGAAUAACAACCGAUAACGUAGUAACGGCCGAUAACAUAAUGAAUUUGCC